Molecule: messenger RNA, 4799 nt
Organism: Megalobrama amblycephala (Wuchang bream)
Lineage: Eukaryota; Metazoa; Chordata; Actinopteri; Cypriniformes; Xenocyprididae
Product: NACHT, LRR and PYD domains-containing protein 12-like
Exons: 18
Coding region: 231-4436 (1401 amino acids)
Molecular function (GO): protein binding
Source: RefSeq, a predicted model, not a curated record
AUUAUAUAGUGAAGGUGGGAAAAAUGGGAACGCGGGGGAACUGUGAUGCAACCGGAAAGGGUAGGCUACUUUAACUUUCACAAUCAAAAGGGCAAGCCACCCCCCGCCACGACACAGGUCGUGCAGAGCAUCUGAUUGUCUUCACUGUCUUCACAAGAUCCUAGUGCCGAUCUGUUUUCAAUAGUUUGGCUGCUGUAUGUCAGAGGAGCGAAGAAAGGACUCUCUCUAAGAUGAGUCUCUCAAAGAAACCGAGUGGAAGAUCAGGCUCACGUGUAUCCAGCUCUGUGUCUGUGAAGAGUGACUGUUCCAAAGGUGACACGCCGAACUUCAGCGAGAAAAAAACAUCAUCUACUAAAGGGCUUCGAUAUGAGACAUUUGGUUCAGAUUUUUUCCAGACUCACAGGAACCACAAGAAUUUCGCAGACAAUCUCCUGCGGAUCUUCCAGGAUCUUGAAAGCAAAAUGUUCGCAUUUCUGAAGAAUGAGCUGGGAAAGUUUAAGAAAAUAUUACAAAAAGAGAACACACAAUCCUUAGUCAAGGACUUUAAUGAGAAUGGGUCCAGUAUCAAUGAAGCAGUUCUUAAACUCACACUAGAAUUCCUGAGAGAGAUGAAACAAGAUGAAGCUGCUGAUACUCUUGAAGAUGAGUUGUUCUACAUCCAUCAACUAAAAUGUUCCCUAAAGAAUAAGUACCAAUGUGUGUUUGAAGGAAUUGCAAAGCAAGGUGACUCCAUACUUCUGAAUAACAUCUACACAGACUUCUAUAUCACUCAAGGUGGCAGUGAACAGGUCAAUACUGAACAUGAGGUCAGACAGAUUGAAGUUUCUUUCAGGCAUCAUGAAUCACAAGAGAUACCAGUUGAAUCCAAAAAUUUGUUCAAAGCACCUGAACAAGACAAGGAGAUCAGAACUGUACUGACAAAAGGAGUCGCUGGCAUCGGAAAAACCAUCUCUGUGCAAAAGUUUGUUCUGGACUGGGCUGAAGGAAAAGAAAAUCAAGAUAUCAGCUUCAUAUUUCCUCUUCCAUUCAGAGAGAUGAACUUAAAGGAAAAAGAAAAAACAAGUUUGAUGGACCUUAUAACUAAAUUUUUCCCAGACACAAAAGGAAUGAACCUUACAAGAAGGAAUAAUUUUAAAGUCCUGUUCAUCCUUGAUGGAUUGGAUGAAUGCCGACUUCCUCUAAACUUUGAGACUGAGACAUGGCAUGACAUAUCGUCACCAGCCUCUCUGGAUGUUCUCCUAACGAACCUUAUCAAGGGAAAUCUGUUUCCUUCUGCUCUCAUCUGGAUCACCACCAGACCAGCAGCUGCCAGUAAGAUUCCUCCUGACUGUAUCGACCAGCUGACAGAGAUACGAGGAUUCAAUGAUGCACAAAAGGAAGAGUACUUCAAAAAAAGAUUCACAGAUGAGAAAAUGGCCAGUGAAAUCAUUGAUCAUAUUAAACAAUCAAAAAGUCUCUUUAUCAUGUGCCACAUCCCAGUCUUCUGCUGGAUUUCAGCCACUGUUCUCCAGAACAUUUUGAAGGAAAAAAGAAAUAAUGACCUGAAAAAAAAUCAGGCUGGUGACACCUCUAAAACACUGCAGGAAUCAAAUACUGAAGACACUCCCAAGACUCUGACACAAAUGUACACACACUUUCUCCGCUUUCAGGUCCAGCAGAGCAGACGAAAGUAUGAUGGAAAAUACGCAGAAGAUGUUCCCUGGGAUAAAGAAGCCAUACCCAUUCUUAAACUGGGGAAACUGGCAUUUCAGCAGCUUGAAAGAAACAACCUGAUCUUCUAUGACACUGACCUGGAAGCCUGUGGUAUUGACGUCUAUAAGGCAUCAGUGCGCUCAGGAAUGUGUACGCAGAUCUUUAAGAAGGAAACAGGGAUAAUUCUUGAUACCAUGUACUGCUUUGUUCACUUGAGCAUUCAAGAGUUUAUUGCAGCCAUUUAUGCACAUCUGUUUCUAGACAGAAAAAAGACAAGUGUGUUUGAGUCUGCAGAACAGGAAAACAAAAAUGAAACCAUGAUUAAUUUUCUCAAGACUGCAGUUGACAGGGCACUUGAAAGUGACAAUGGACACCUGGACCUUUUCCUUCGAUUCCUUCUUGGUCUGUCACUCAAGUCUAAUCGGCAACUCUUACGAGGUCUGUUAACACAGCAAGACGGCAAUGACCAGACCAACAAGGAAAUAGUUGAGUACAUCAAGCAGAAACUCGAAGAUAAUCUGUCUCCAGAGAGAUCCAUCAAUCUUUUCCACUGUCUGAAUGAACUGAACGACCAAACUCUGGUGAAAGAGAUUCAGGCCCACUUUAGCAAAGGAAGUCUCUCAUCUGGUGACCUUUCACCUGCCCAGUGGUCUGCUGUGGCCUUUGUGUUGCUGACAUCAGGGGAGGAGCUGGAGGAGUUUGAGCUUCAGAAAUUCAAGAAAUCAGAUGAUUGUCUCAUUAGAUUGUUGGAAGUCAUCAAAACCUCCAAAAAGGCUUUGUUAAAUGAUUGUAACUUAACAGACAGAAGCUGUUCUGCUUUGGCUACAGUUCUUGGAUCAGAUACCAUUCUGAAAGAGCUGAACAUAAACAAUAAUAAUCUGCAGGAUUCAGGAGUGAAGCAGCUCUGCACUGGACUGGAGAAAAACUGUAAAUUGGAAAUACUGAGACUUUCACACUGCAGUAUCACAGAAGAAGGUUAUAAAGCUCUGGUUUCAGCUCUGAGAUCAAACCCUUCACACCUGAUAGAGCUGGAUCUCACAGGAAAUGAUCCUGGACAAUCAGGAGUGAAGGAGCUUGAUGAUUUACUUCAAGAUCCAAACUGUCAACUGACGACACUGAGGUUUUUGGGUCCUGCUGCAGAUGAAGCCUGUCAAUAUGUGAGAGGAAAAGUGGGUGAAAACCCGUUACUCCUGAGAGAGUUGAAUCUGAGUGAUUGUGAACUAGGAGACACAGGAGUGAAUCAGCUCGCUGCUCUACUGCAGGAUAAACACUGUAAAUUCAACACACUGACGCUGAAUAAUAACAGUAUCACAGAAGAAGGUUGUGCUGCUCUGACUUCAGUUCUUGAUUCAAACAUUUCAAACCUGACAAUGCUGGAUCUGAGUGGGAAUGAACUAGGAAACUCAGGAAUAGAAAAGAUCUGUCAUCUGUUGAAAAAUCCUCAAUGCAGAUUGGAGAAAUUGAAACUUUCAGAUUGCAGUAUCACAGAAGGAGGUUAUAAAGCUCUGGCUUCAGCUCUGAGAUCAAACCCUUCACACCUGAUAGAGCUGGAUCUCACAGGAAAUGAUCCUGGACAAUCAGGAGUGAAGGAGCUCGAUGAUUUACUUCAAGAUCCAAACUGUCAACUGACGACACUGAGGUUUUUGGGUCCUGCUGCAAAUGAAGCCUGUCAGUAUGUGAUUAGAGUUAAGGGUAAAAACCCUUUACUCCUGAGAGAGCUGAAUCUGAGUGGACAUGAACUAGGAGAAACACGAGUAAAUCAGCUUACUGCUCUACUGCAGGAUAAACACUGUAAACUCAAUACACUGACUCUGUGGGAUUGCAGUAUUACAGAGAAACAGUGUCUCAUCCUGACUUCAGCUCUGAAAUUAAACCCAUCACACCUGAGAGAGCUGGACCUCAGUAGGAAUAAAAUAGAAAACAAAGGAAUGAAUCACUUAUGUGAUGUACUGAAGGAUUCACACUGUAACCUGGAGAGAUUGAGGUUAAUACGCUGUGAUAUGACAGAUGAAGGUUGUUCUGAUGUGACUUCAGCUCUAAAAUUAAACUCAUCACACCUGAGAGAGCUGGACCUCACAUGGAAUAAACUAGGAAACUCUGCAGUGAAAAACCUCAGUGAUCUACUUAUGGACCCACAAUGCAAGCUGGAAAAACUAAAUCUGUGUGAAUGCAGUAUUACAGAGAAACAGUGUGUCAUCCUGACUUCAGCUCUGAAAUCAAACCCAUCACACCUGAGAGAGCUGGACCUGAGCAGGAAUAAACUAGGAGAUUCUGGAUUGAAAAACCUCAGUGAUCUACUGAUGAACCCACAAUGCAAGCUGGAAAAACUACCUCUGUGUCAAUGUAGCAUUACAGAGAAACAGUGUGUCAUCCUGGCUUUAGCUUUGAAAUCAAACCCGUCACACCUGAGAGAGCUGGACCUCAGUGAGAAUCAAAUAACAAACACAGGAUUGAAGCACAUAUGUGACAUACUGAAGGAUUCACACUGUAAACUAGAAAGAUUAAGCCUAAUGAACUGUGGCAUUUCAGAUAUUUCUUCUUUAACUGAGUCUUUGACAAACACAAAAGCACUGCAGUUCUUAAAAGAGCUUAAUCUUAUAAACAAUAAAAUAAGAGACUCAAAGCAGCUCAGAGAUGUGAUACAAGACUCAAACUGUAAACUGAGAGAUGAUAGAGAACAAUCACCAGAUGUCUAUGACAGAGAGCAGUCCCCAAAACACUCUGAUGGUUGCUUUAUAUCAUAGUUUGAAAGCAUCAUGAGAGGAGCAGUAAUUAUCCAGUAAUCCACAGAAGGGCUUGUGUCUAUGAGGAGAAAUAAAUGUGUGAUAAAUGUGAAUUUAUACACUAUAAUUUAUACAUGUGUUUUACACUUUUUAUUAUUAUUAUUAUUAUUAUUAUUUGAACAUUAAGGGAACAUUCCAUUUUUAUAAUUUUGGUAAUGUUACGUUCAAUAACAUUAUGGGAAUGUUGAAUGUUUGAAUGUUCUCUGAAUAUUCUAAAACAUGUAACAUUUAAUCCUUAAGGGUCCUUCGGGACAUUUGUUUUUACUUUUUUUUCCCAAGAUAUUGAAAUUGGAUGUUUAUUGUUAGAAAUAAAUGAUUACUCUG